Messenger RNA from Branchiostoma belcheri (Belcher's lancelet), 7889 nucleotides. RefSeq names its product zinc finger protein 729-like. Bases 760 to 4407 code for a protein of 1215 amino acids. Gene Ontology annotation, cellular component: chromosome. Gene Ontology annotation, molecular function: chromatin insulator sequence binding. Gene Ontology annotation, biological process: regulation of transcription by RNA polymerase II. Lineage: Eukaryota; Metazoa; Chordata; Leptocardii; Amphioxiformes; Branchiostomatidae. The transcript is spliced from 4 exons. The record is from RefSeq and is a predicted model, not a curated record.
CACAAAUUUGCAGUACUUCUGUUGCUAUAAUUCAUAUCUGGAAAAUGUACUACAGAGUCUACAGAAAGAGUUGUUGCGAUAUUGGAGCACUGGUUUCUUCAGUACUGCCACUAAUUUUAGCCGGCCCGGACAACAACCUUUCUCAAUCAAUCACAGUCUACCAGAUCACAGGCAUUACCACACAGUAGUACAUAGUCAAAGAAGUUAAACUGGUGACUGUACAAAGGGCUCUCAGGCGAUCAGAAAUGACAUGAAAUAAAAUCUUUAAAAACAGUAAGAUCGGAUCGACAACAAAGGCUGGUCGAAAAUUAGUCUUUUGUGUGUUUUGUCCAUGCGGCAAAUUAAUUACCAGCCUGGAAAGAAAAGAAGCUACACAGGUCAACACUGCCUAGAGCAGAAGUGCCAGGGGCAACUUGUGAAGCCAUCUAGCCUAGACUUGUCUAGUCCAGUCCUGACUGCACCAGCUGAAAUACUUCAAAGCCACCAGAAACAGUGUGCAUUGGUGUAUGAAGUGAGUCACAGUCAGUUGAUCCAGCCAGAAGUCCGCAGACAAGCACAGGAAGAAACACACGGCAGACAAAGAGGGGAAGAAUCUCAGGAAGGGAGGGUCGCCACUCCACCCAACUUUCCAUACAGGAAGCACCCACGCACAUCAAAGGAAAAGUACCUGAACAAUUUCUGUCAGAUACAAACAAUGCGCCCGACGACUGUCUAGAGAGUAGUACGAUAGCUGAUUCAGAAGAAAACAGUGAAGAGAAGAUGUAUGCGUACUUCGGAGGCGUGGUGUACCCGGCAGCCUGGAAUGCUCACUGGCCGCCGGGCCAGGUGGGUAGGAGGGUCCCUGUGGGACAGGAUGUGAGAGUGAAGCAGGAGCCGAGAAGAAGAGACGACUGGAAGUAUGGACAGUACACAGCACAUAUCAGCAGCUACCCCAUCCCUGCAGCAAACAUGGUGAGAGACAUGCCGAGACUCCCGCAUAACACGUCCCUGCCAGGAGGGGUGAGCGUCAUGGCCUGCCAAGCAGAACCACCGACAACAACAGAUCCCCCAAGGCCAUGGUCGUUAGCACUAACAGCAACAGCAAACCGGAUGGCGCUUCAUGACUCUAACCCAAACUCACAACAAACCAACAGAGUUUCCUUGGGUUGGGGUUUCCCCUCGAAUCUCCCUCAUGCGGCAAUGUACAUGUACAGAAACAACCUGACACGCACGAGACCUGCCUCUGAGGGACAUAAGGAAAGUGCCACACACAGGGUUUCACCGUUGAGAAUAGAGGAGGUCACUGAUGACAAACAGAACAGUCAUGCAUCAGAUAAUGGCCAGAGAAGCUGUUCUAACAGUGCAUCCCCAGUGACAAAGUGUAAGGACAGUUCAACAGCUGUAGUGACUAUUCCACCCUUUGCUAGAGCUGUUCAAUUUCAGCAUGUUCCCAUAAAAGAAGAGACAGUGCACACAUGCCAUGAGGAUGCAAUUGAGGAGACACCUCUAGACUUGAGCCAGUCCUCUUCUCUGAAGGUAUCCCAAAACAUUGAGAUAGGAGAUGGAAGCAAGACGACUGGAGCAGAAACAGAACUGGCAAGCCUGAUGAGCCAACACGUCUUUUCCCCAAAGAUGCACACGAAGUAUUCCUACCAUGAGACAGGUGACGGCGAAAAGGUCUUCAACUGCCCAGAGUGCAAUAAGGUGAUCAAAAAUCACGUCGCCCGCCACUUAAAGACCCACACAGGAGAGAAGAAGUACCGUUGCCGCCUGUGUCCGUACUCCACGGCCAGAAAAGACAACCUCCAGCAGCACAUGGCCACGAGGUACCACCGGGAGGUUUUGGGGGAUAGUCCGACAUCCUACUCCAACAUGUUAAAGAAGUAUUCAUACCUGAUGAACACGGCUGACAGAAGAGACUGGGAAGAGACUGCAGAGGAAGCAGGAGGUAACAGCGACAUGAGUAGGACUUACCCAGCAGAACAAGCGGCAAUGGAAGUGGAACUGCAAUCAGAAGAAACAGGAAAAGAAGAAAGACAAUCACGAAAUGAACAAGAAACGAAGCCAGAGGACCAGGCAGUUUCAGACAAUCUUAUGCUUUCCGGCUCAGAAGCAAGCAGUGGAACAACAGACGCAAGGGUCGGCACACUUCAGCAGCUGAGAAAGUUCCUGAUGGGUCAUUCCAGCACAUUCAAGACAGAAGAGGGCAGUGGACAUCAGACAGAAGAAGAGAAGACAGGCAAUCCUAUGCAGACUCAUAAAGUUGAUGCCAAAGAUGCUGCAGAGGGACCAGCCAACGAGGAGCCAAGAACACUGACCGUCAACAACGUCACAAACUUUUCUUCUCUCAACUUCCCAAACUUCACAAUGGAGACCUCAGACACGUCCAGCACGGGGAGCCGAGAGGACGGCUCUUCCAGCACUUCUGAGGAGACCACCGAGUUCCUUAAAGCCGCAGAAGUCUUUGCUCUGUGCAAGUCUGAGGAGGGAGGGCUGCCUGUCUUCAGGUGUACCCUGUGCAACAAAAGCUUCCCUCGCAAGCAGAGCUGGAACCGUCACAUGAAGCUGCACGUGGGCAACAGGAAGUACAAAUGCGAGCUCUGCUCUUACAGUGCAAAGGCCAAGAGGACACUGGAGCAACACAUGGCAGUGCACAAGCUCAAACCAUCCAACCCUAUUGAACUCAUGAAGUUCAUCUCUCCAAAACAGGGGACUGCAGAGGCUGACCAGCUGCAGACAAGGCCAGCAAAUAUAGUGGACGUUGUUGAAGAGAACGGAACGAGUGCGAAACACUACCACUUCCAAUGCCAGGUGUGCCAGUUUGUGUCCACCAGUAGCCUGAAGUUCAGCGGCCACAUGCACCUGUACCACGAGAGAGAGCAGUGGAAGUUCCAGGUGCAAUGCAACUUCUGCAAGUCCACAUCCAAGACGGAAGAUGACAUGAAGCAACACCUCUUCAAAAGCCACGGAAUCCGGCAGAAGCCACUGGACAGGUUCAUGUUGGCACAAGAAGUGAUGAGUGAUCCCGAGCAGUUCUCCUGCACGCUGUGCAACUUUGUCACAAAGAUGAAGGCCAAGUUCGAGGCCCACCUCCUCGUCCACUACACAGCCAAGAUGUACCAGUGCAAGAAGUGCCACAAGUACUUCAAGACGCCACAGGAGCUGAGCGAGCACCUGGCCACAAUGCACGUGGACACGAGGCACAACUGCGACAAGUGCAGCUACGGCACCAACCUGGUGUCGGCGCUGAAGGCCCACAUGCUCACCCACGGGAAGGAGGAGUUCAAGUGCCGCAUCUGCCGCCACACCACCGACACCAAGCUGGGGCUGAAGAUGCACGUGUCGCAGCAGCAUCGCUACGGCAACCUGUACAGGUGCAACACCUGCGGCUACCUGGGCAAGACGGCCAACAAGCUGAUCGACCACAUCAGGACGCACACCAAGGAGAAGCCCUUCAGCUGCAAGCUGUGCAAGUACGCGUGCUCCAGGCAGGACAACCUGGCCAUCCACAUGAGGGUUCACAAGAAGGACACCGUGUACGACUGCCCCAAGUGCGACUUCCUCACCCUUUCUGUGGCAGAAAUAGAGGCUCACCACAAGACGCACACUUGGAACAGAAGCGCCACAAAACUCGCUUUCAAACAUGCAAGCUACGUGCACACUGACAAGAAAGAGCCUAAGGAAAUCAAACAUGUAAAGUAUGUAGACACUGAGAAGAGGCCUAAGAUGCAUAUAAACUAUGUGGACACUGACAAGAAAGAGUCUAACAUGCAGAUAAACUAUGUGGACACUCAAAAAAAAGAGCCUGUGGAAGUCAAACAGGUAAAGUAUCUGGAUGCUGACAAGAACAAGCCUACACAGGAAGACUCUGUGGACACUGUGGAGCUGAAUAUGCAGAUAAACAAUGUGGGCUCCGACAAGGAGCCUAAUAUGCAAAUAGCACAUGUGAACACUGACAAGAACAAGCCUACCCAGAUAGACUAUGUGGACACUGACAAGGAAGAGCCUGUGGAAAUCAAACAGGUAAACUAUUUGGACAAUGACAAGAAAGAGCCUAAUAUGCAGACAAACCAAAUGGAAACUGACAAGAAAGAGCCUAUACAGAUAGACUACGAAGACACUGGCAGGAAAGAGCCUAUACAGAUAGACUAUGAAGACACUAACGAGAAAGAGCAUAUACAAGUAGACUAUGAAGACAUUGACAAGAAAGAGCCUAAUAUGCAGAUGGACCACAUGGACACUGACAAAAAAGAGAUGCUGAUAGACUAUGAAGACAGUGACAAGAAAGAGCCUGAGCUGCAGAUCAAACAUUCAAACCAUGUGGACACUAACAUGGACAGCACAGACACUGGUAGUGUGCAAACAGAGGAGGUGGAGACAGAAACUUCAGCUGCAACUGCACAACCUGAACAGAAGUUACCUUGCUGAUCACAUGCAUAGUAGACAUGUAGGUCUACUGGAGAUGACAUACAAAUGGCCAUUCCAAGAAGCUUUUAUAGCAUAAGGGAGAGACAUAACCAAAGUUAUUUUUGCCAUGAAAAACAAGUGGGGCUAUCCAAAGAAUAGAAAAAUCAUUCCCCACAGUAGCAUUGUUCUUCAGAAAUGUAAGACAGCAGGGAAAAAAGGAAUGUUUUGUCCCCUCAGGUUCUCAGAUGGAAUGGCCUUAUAAUUAGUAAGGAUAACAUCCAGGAUGGCAAUAACAGCUGCACCAAAAUAUGCAAUCAGUAUUCAAUAUACAGGAAGUUUAGGAUUUAUAGAAUAUAGAUUUUAUAUGAUCAUGACUAGGUAGCCAAAAUGUUGACCAAAAUGUGGAAAGAUGUAAUUUGGUGGCAAGGUCUAUAUUGUUGCAAGGCAGCUAUUUGUAUGCUUGGGUGUUUGUGUGUGUGUGUGUGUGUGUGUGUGUCUGUCUGUCUGCCUGUGUGUUUGUAAAUUGGAUAAACAGUGGGAAUGACAGUCACUUGAAUACUUACUAUUAAGUAAGUAGUAAUUUACAGUAUGGCACUUUCCACAAGGUUAGACUCAGAAUUCAAGAGCUAAAUGUACCAAAGGGUAGAAAUACAUUAACCACAUUGGGGCAAUGACCUCAGAACCAUUCAACAGCAACGAGCAGCCAUCUUAACAGUUACAUCCAUUGAGUCAAAAAUCCUUUAAUCAAGUGCAACUGUUAUGUAAAAUGAUUUCAUGGGGUGGCUCAUCAAUGUACUGAAUGCUACCAAGUCUGUCAAAAAAACAGACUGUUAAAAAGAAAUAACACACACUCAGACAGAUUAAGCACUUUUAAGUGCUAAACAGAGCAAACUUCAAAACAUCAAAUUGAAUCAAAAAUGUUUGAUCAUUUUCCCAGUGACUGUUCCCAAAGAACAGAAUCAGUUUCACGUGAGUUCACCCGUAAUCUCUGCCCCUAUGCUUUCUCAUUACAAUGGGCACUGCUGCUUACACAUUGGCCAGCAGACAAGAUCAAACGUGUGGGGUCACAGGUUGUCCUUUCAACUUUCUGACAGAACUUGUACAACAGGGAGCUAUUGUUGUAUCAGACGUCAAUGCCCUUGUAAAAGAAAAUUGCUCCUGGCCGUCGACCCCAGCGUUUCCACUUUAUUACAGAUAAUAAAAUAAUUGUCAGCCUUCAAAUUAACACCAUUUAGGUUUACUGACCUGUCCUCCUAGUUGCAUGUCUGUUCCUUGCCUUCAUUUGAAAAGAGUCUUUUUUACGAUGAACAAAUCAUGUCCAGUGAACCAAACAAUGGUGUGUUUUGUGUGUGAGAGAUGUUACAAGUCCAUGUUAGGCUUGCUUUUCUUGGGGUCCUAAAUAAGACCCGGAUGUAAUAGGAAAAUCUGCUACACUGUGAAUUGUGGAUGUCAAGUCAAGUUACUGAAUCAGAUGUAUUCUAGCAGAGAAACCAAAGAUGUACAUAAUUGUACCUGAGCAGAUUUAAAAUUUUUAACAAUGUAGAUUUAUUUAAUACAAAAAUAUAAAAUUGGUACUAGUUUUAUAGUAAAACAUUUACCAGCAUUUUUUUUCUCUUUUUGAUGCCAGUACUAGUUAUCAUUAGAUUGAGUGUUUUAUAACAGUAGGAUCAUGUCAAAUUGUCAGAAUUAUAUUGAAUGAUUCACAAUAACCAUAAAAUUAUGAAAAAAAUCAAAAUGCUAUGUAAAAUUUGCAACGUAAAAGUAAAACUUGCAACGUAAAAGUAGAAUUGUGGAAGUGUUAAGGUCUCAGGAUAUAAAAUCAUUAUCACAUUGUAGUGUCAGGUUGAAAGUUCAUCUUUGAUUUUAUCUUAAAAAGUUUGCUUUACAAAGUGGUGAUGGUUAAACCCAAUUAAAUUUGAUUAUUUUCUACUAUAUAUUGUGACUUUCAGAGAAAAUUGUUGCAUUAGAGCUUCCAGUCUGUAAAUUUGGCUUGAUCACAUUUCAAAGUGUUUAUGUUGCCCCUGUAUAAAUUCCUCACUAUACAAGUCAAUACUAUGUUUUGCUUCUUCCCAAAACUUAACAUCAAGUGUAUUUUUCUAAAAGUCCGCUUUGGAGCAGAGAGGACAAAAUUACACAUUGAAAAGUGUAGCCAUAGCAUUUCCAGUAAAUUGUUGCAAAUCUCCUAAAUUAUAAGCCUUUGUUUAUAUCACUUAAAAUGUUGCAGAUUGUGGUGGAGGGAGAUGUGUAAUAAUUGUUAUUGACAAAUGCAUAGUUUUUAUGAUCUGGCAAGAUACAAUUGAACUAGGGUACUAAAGCCAUAUAUUUUACUGGAAUAUUUUGUAGCUGCAAGUAUGUUUGAAAGUAUUGCAAAUUUGCAAUGUAGUAUGCAAUAUAGUACAAUGCAGCACCAAGUUUUUCUACACAGUCAAGUCAAACAUCAGAUUACUAGAAUGUUCCCAACCAAAGACAAGUCAGAUCUGUAGGAGAAUUCUGUUCUGUUUUGUUCUAAGUUAUAUCAUGUUGUGGUUCAGACUCUCAGAGUAUUUAUAUCAUGACCAUUUUUUCACACAACCAAGACCACCACAGGUCAAAAUGCGAUGAUAUACAUGUAUAAUGUACAUAUAUGUACAUGGGACAAUGUCGUGAAAAGUUAGCAGAAGAGACCUUGGUGGCUUAAGUUGCUGUUUUGCUGUUCGGUUCUGUUCUACUAGAAAAGUGGUUAAAGGUAAACAGAGAUACAUUCCCCAGUUUAAUUAGUGAGCCUACACAGUCUAUCUGUGUAUUCUCUAGUAGAUUUGUUCACCAGAUUUGUAAAGCACAAAAUAACAGACAAUCACCAUGAAUAAAGCAGUCUCUGUAUCACUCUAAGUGUUUGUAUUGGUGCAAUUUGUGAUCAUCAUGGUUGGACUUUGUUGUACCAUUUAAAUCAAUACUGUGCUUUUAAAAUGACACAAUGUUAACAUUCCAAUAUGGUGUUCAGUGCUUUUAUUUUCUAAAUAAUAAAGCAGCAAAGUCUUGUAGAAGAACAAUGACUACUGAGUCUCUCUCUGCCUCCAUUGUUAACGUUUCGGUGACAUUUAACAUCUGAUGCAGUUUAUCAUGAACAAAGUUCAUCACUUUCAUUAAGGGUCAGCUCGCAUUGUCACGCUACGAAUCUGAGCUAGAAAAUCCCACGGGAACGUUGUGAUAUUAUCAGGAACAGUUGUUAAAAUUUUAUGCACGUCAAAAGGUACAAUCUUCUGCCACCUCUGACACCCUUUUCCCUUUGUUCCCUUAAUGCAAAUAUUUGGGCACCUUGACAUAUGGAUUAUGCACUGACCCAUACACAGAGUUAAGAAGAGCUCUUACCUGCUAGUCUGAAUCAUGUAAACAUUUGUGGGUGGGGUGGGGGGCAUUUUGAAAACUUUCCACAAUAUGGACGGGGGUGGGUGAGGGUAUGAGUUUGGCUACCCAAAGGAAAACCAAAGACACUGAAACCCUCCUUAAAUGUUAUGGCCACUACA